GUAAGAAACGUCAAAAUAGCUAAAGAUUGAGAAGUGUAAACUCGUUUUCAUGCUGUUUUUCUGUAAUACUACAAAUUAAAGCUUUAAUUCAUUAAAUAGCUGAAGGAUAUUACUAAAAUCGAAAACCUUUGAUAGUUAUUCUAUCAGAAAACAAGUCACAAUAACACGAUGACGUUCAUACCGAAUUGGGAAGAGUUUGAAAAGUCUGCGGAGAUGUUAUAUUUAAGAGAUCCUUUAAACACUCGUUAUACUAUUAAGUAUUCCCAUACAAAAGGUGUAUUCGUAGUUAAAAUUACAGACAACAAAAAGUGUCUCCAAUACAAAACUGAAGUUCAGCAAGAUGUUAGAAAAAUCGAUAAGUUCAUAUCAAAUCUUAUAAGGCAUAUGGCAUCAAAUGAUAACUAAUGUGGUAAUAUUGUACAUUAAUUAAGUUAAUAAAUAUAUUUUGUAUAAGGAAA
This is a messenger RNA of Spodoptera frugiperda (fall armyworm), 458 nucleotides long. It is a transcript of the gene Srp9, whose product is annotated as signal recognition particle 9 kDa protein. Gene Ontology annotation, biological process: negative regulation of translational elongation; SRP-dependent cotranslational protein targeting to membrane. Gene Ontology annotation, molecular function: 7S RNA binding. Lineage: Eukaryota; Metazoa; Arthropoda; Insecta; Lepidoptera; Noctuidae. The record is from RefSeq and is a predicted model, not a curated record. Bases 169 to 405 code for a protein of 78 amino acids. The transcript is spliced from 2 exons. Gene Ontology annotation, cellular component: signal recognition particle, endoplasmic reticulum targeting.